AUGAAGGAGUCCCUCUACGAUCGUAUCUGGCGUCGAGAAUCCGGGGAAUUGUCCCGGCUUGCCAGUAUUCAGGGCCUUUAUGGCGCUUCAGAAUGGGUAAAGGAGCUCGACAUUGUGAACGAACUCGGGGGUCAUUCUGGCUGUGUCAAUGCCUUGAGUUGGUCGCGGUCUGGCCGCCUGCUGGCUUCGGGUUCGGAUGAUCAGCAUCUAAACAUCUACGCCUAUCAACCCGACUCCUCAGCUGCUCCCUUUACGUUGAAUACCACCAUCGACACUGGUCACACCGCCAAUAUCUUCUCCGUCAAGUUUAUGCCACAUUCCAAUGAUCGAACCCUGGUCUCGUGUGCCGGUGACUCCCAGGUCCGUGUCUUUGACAUCGAGUAUUCUAGUAGCAAUGGGCACCUGGAUGGAAAUUCGAAUGCUCUGUCCUCGGCGAGAGGUCGGCGUUUUCACAACUUCUUCAAUACGUCCCAUUAUCUGAGCCCGCGAACCACUAAUGCGAAAGUGUAUCGUAGCCAUGCAGACCGCGUCAAGCGCAUCGUCACGGAGUCGUCUCCGCAUCUCUUCCUGACCUGCUCGGAGGACGGAGAGGUCCGCCAGUGGGAUUUGCGACAACCCUCCUCGGCCUACCCCAAGCCAUUGGGAGGUCAGGGCUACAUGGCGUUUCGAUCGGGUCAGGCCCACGAUGACUCCAAUGUGCCCCCUCCGCUGAUCUCGUACAAAAAGUACCGCCUGGACCUCAACACCAUUUCAUGCUCACCAAGUCAACCCCACUAUAUCGCACUGGGUGGCGCUCAUCUUCACUGUUUCCUCCACGAUCGGCGCAUGUUGGGUCGUGAUCUUAUCGCAGAGAGAGGAGGCUCAAAUGCUUCCUUUGGGAGUAGUAGCCAAGGAGGGGACAUAUUGGACGAUGCGACAAGAUGCGUCCGCCGAUUUGCGCCUAAUGGACAGGAUCGAAUGAAGACCCGGGACGAUGGCCACAUCACAGCCUGCAAGAUCAGCGAUGCAAACCCGAAUGAGAUGGUGGUCAGCUGGUCAGGUGACCACAUCUAUAGCUUUGACCUCAUUCGCAGCCCGGACGCAAGAGAAGUUAUUUCGCGACAAACAUCUGUGCGAGAAACACCGGCACCAAGAAAACGUCGCGGCAGCAAAGACCGCAAGCGAAAGCGACAUCCCGGCACGUCCAUGUCAUCCGAAUCGAGUGGUAUCCAGCCUUCUUCGCGACGUCGUCCCAGAGACUGCCAGGAUGAAGGAGAGCUGGCCUUUCGCGUGCGCUACGGUAACGGGGAGUCGGAAGAUAUUCCUCUUCCAUCAUUGACGCAGCGUCGCGCUGAUGUUCCGGGAGAUCUGCUUGAACAAUCGAGAAUGACAGUGCUCAGUGACGCUCAGAGGCUGAGCAUGCGUAUUGCCAAAGAGCUGGUCAAGCUGCGCAAGGCUCUAUUCUCGCUUGACAUGCCGGCGCGUGAAGAGCUCGAAUCGGCUAAUGCAGCAGAUUUGGCGCCGUUUGGCGAGUCCUUUUCCCAGGCAUUGACCCAUGCGGCCAUUUGUCUCCCGCAGAUGAGUGAAGUCAUACGCACGUGGGGCUAUCCACUUAAUCCAUCUCCGGAUAUGGUUCGUUUUCAGCAAACCCUGCGCCGCAAUCGUACGAUAGCUCGAGCUCUGGGUGGCGAGAUUCAAGACACACCUGGGGACGUAGACAGAGAAAUGGAGCAGUUUCAGCAGAUAACGCCACUGAAAGUCGAACAUGCGCUUGAUCGCAAGGAACAGUUCGGUUAUGACUUUAUCAAAGCUAUAAUACUAUACAUUGAAGGGGGCCGAGAAGCCAUGCUGUCAGGCUUCAAGCGUGGUCCUGUUCGUCGCGACCCAGUCAAUCGUUUUCCCAUCCCCGAGACCGCAGACGAUCGUGCGAUUGAAUCAGUCCUUAUUCCUUAUCUGCAGCGCCUGGCAGGAGAGGCUCCAGUGGUGAAUGUUGAUGCAUCUAGGUUCGAGCACGACGAGGCCCGCAUUCUAUUUUCGACUCAACGGGAAGCUGUUGCUGCAUCUUCGGCUGACAGCGGAUCAUCCGAUGGUGCUAUACACAAUGGGGCCGCCCACAAUGGGAGUUCUACAGGGCCACAUUUGCAUAGCCACGACUUAUUUCAGCUUACGCAAUUCUGGAUCGGGACCGGUGUCAACUAUGCUUUUGUUAAUAGAGCCUUCGGUGGCUUCCGUACCACGAUCACGCCUGGCUCUGAAUCGGAUAUCGAUCCUGAGAGAUCACAAAACGACUUGGAGACCAAUAUAGAAGAGGAACCUAUUCGCGACGUACGUUUGAAAGUACUACGAGGCGAAGCAACGGAGUCGGAGACUUCGUUGAUUGGUGUACCUGGAACCGAGAACGAGUCGGGGGAGGAUGAAGAGGAUGGGUUUGGCGACGAACGGGACGAUGAUGAUGAUGAAAACGGGGACGACGAGGACGACGAUGAGGGGAACAACGACGAGUAUGAACUGGACCUUGAGAGUCUGGCGAGCGACAGCGACGACUCUGAGGCUGAGGAUCAGUAUGUGCAUCUGGAUGUAUCUUGUUCCCCGCAUACUCGCGUUUACCGCGGUCACUGCAACGUCAAGACAGUCAAAGAUGUCAAUUUUUACGGACUGGAUGAUGAAUAUGUCGUGAGUGGAAGUGACUCUGUUAAUAUUCUCGAGGGUGACAGUGAAGUCGUCAAUGUUGUCCAGGGAACUGACAGUCUUUUUGCAGGACAUCCUUAUGAACCCACUAUAGCCGCUUCUGGGAUUGACAAUACGAUCAAGAUUUUUUCGCCGGACCGCCGUGCUCAAGAUGAUGCUCGCCCCAAUACGCUUGGACCUCAUGUGAGAGGGAUUGGGGGUCUGAGCAGUCGGAAACGCUUGCAUGACAGCGGGAUGAGUGAGGCGUCGAUCACCAGGCAUAUGCUGGCGCGUCUUGCUACCACCUUACGGGAUCAGCAUUACAAUGUAGAGGCUGGUGGAAGUGGGGAGCAUGCCACCCUGGUCUUGGACGAAAAUAGCUGUCAUUUGAAGAUGAUGCAAGCUCUGCAGGAACGAGCGGAAGUUACGCGGCGGCUGUACGAAGAUCCUCACAAUCCGCACCUUUACUACGAGCGAGGCCUCGCGCAUGAGAAAUUGGGGUUCCCCGACCUAGCGUCGGCCGAUGCGUACCGGGCACUAUCUCUCCUCGACUCGGUCAUCGACCCGGAUGGCUGCGAGUUCCACGCUCGACGCCGGUUACAAGGAUCUGUUGAGGGUACUGAGCCCGAGGUUCACGAUGAAGCUAGCGAUGACAGCAGUGACGACGAGGACCAGUUCUCUCCACUAACGCAGUCCGAAUACGAUACCCUCAUUCAUCCCGUUUACGCCUUAUUAGUUCGCACGCUCGUCAGCUGUGGUUGCUUCCGUGACGCAUAUGAAUUUUGUACCCAGGCAUUGAACCUUAGUAGCGACGGUAACACCACUUCCUCCGAUCGCGAAGCUUACUCCACUUUAAAAGCACAACUAUCCAUCCUGCAGCGGGAGUUCGCCCGGCGACGCAACCUCUCUUCGCCGACCACAGCUAUCGUAAUCGACGACCCCAGCGCCCUGCCAGCGCAGGGAUAUGCGCGCCGCAUACUCUACCCCUGGAAUACGCACGAACCAGACCGCAAAGCCCCUGAUACUUUGGACCUUCUGAACGAGAAAUUACGGACAGUGGCGCCUAAGUGCGAGGUCCGGGCUGUGGCCUUGCCGGCUCUCCACUCGACUACAGCCACUAAACCCAUUACCACCAACACAUCCUCCGCCGAACAACAACAACAAGAAAAAGAAGAAGAUGAACAAGGAGAAGGGGAAGGGCAACGCGUGUACCACGGCGCCGUGUGCGGGCUGAUGGAGAACCUCGAAUCCAUCGGCAAAGACAUUCCCGACCCCAAAGACAAGGCGGACUAUCUGUACCUGCUGCUCCUGGGACGGGCGCUGGCCAUGGCCGCCACGCAGGAGGUACAUCCCUUGGAGCUGGAUGAGAUCAAGUACAUCUGGGGGGAUUUCGUAGACUACCAACCCCCUACACCGGCGCCGUCGGAUCAUAAUGCUGACGCCGAUGCCGGCAAGAUGGGAGGCGGAGGCGGCACCCUCCCCUUCUCCUUCCAGCUCAACAUCCUCCAACCUAUGCGCCUCCUGGAGGAGAUGGAGAUCGACCCUUACGCCAACCUCCGCCAUUACGACACCUGGGUGUUGAACACCCUGUACGCCAAGUUCCGGGGCACCGCCUCCGGCCGCCUCUCCUCCUGGGAUGGCGGGCCCGAGCUGUGCGCAGUCCACCCGCUGUGGUGUUUGGCAAACCACUCGUGCGACCCGAAUGUGCGCUGGGAGUGGGGCGGCGAGAUCACCUUCGUGGCACGGGCCGAGGACGAGAGAGCUGUCUGGAGUAACCCCUCCGGGGAUUCGUUGGAUCGGACGCCCGAGUCUAGGCGCGUGGCCGCAGGAAUCAAGAAGGACGAGGAGAUCUUGAACCAUUACUGUGAUAUCGGACUCGGGGUCAAGGAUCGCAGGGAGUGGGCCUGCGGCGCGUUGGGCGGGUUCUGUCUGUGUGAGCGGUGCCGGUUUGAGGCCGGGGAGAUGUGA
This is a messenger RNA of Aspergillus saccharolyticus JOP 1030-1, 4614 nucleotides long. Its product is annotated as WD repeat-containing protein. The transcript is spliced from 15 exons. NCBI's taxonomy places the organism in Eukaryota, Fungi, Ascomycota, Eurotiomycetes, Eurotiales, Aspergillaceae. Bases 1 to 4614 code for a protein of 1537 amino acids. Gene Ontology annotation, biological process: negative regulation of fatty acid biosynthetic process. The record is from RefSeq and is a predicted model, not a curated record. Gene Ontology annotation, cellular component: cytoplasm; Cul4-RING E3 ubiquitin ligase complex. Gene Ontology annotation, molecular function: protein binding.